UCCUCCUGUUAGGGUUACACAAACAUCCUCUUCUCUUGCCUUUCUCUGUGUUUUCUCUUUCCUUUGUCCACUGAAAGAAAUAAAAAUAAUUGAAUCUGGGAUUUGCCAUCUAUUCUUAUUUUUAUUUGAUGGCUCUCUUGGAUUUUAAGAUUUGGGAAUUUUCUUGAAAUUUCCUUGUCAUUUUCCACCAUUUCUUCAUCUUAUUUUAGUGGGUUGGCUCUAAUUUCUUAAAGUUUGAAUCUUUUGCCUUAGGGUUAUUCAGUCUUGAAGGGUUGAUCUCUUUUUGAUAAUAUCUUUUCAGUUCCAAUUCCUAUUGAAGGUGCGGAUUUUUGGGGGUUUGAUCCGAAUUUCGUGUUUGUUAUUUCAUUUCUCCAAUUUCUACUCUCAACAAUUUGUGGGUUGAAUUUCAAAUUGUCAAAAAAGUUAUAAGAUUUUGUUUAUUUGUCUGUUCAUGUGACAAAAAAAAAAAAAUUUUUAUAGAAAAUGCCAGUUACAGAUUAUCAAGGGGCAUCAACAUCUUUCACAAAUUUUGGAAGGUCACUUUUAAGUAUGCGCCGUGAUCAGGUGCAUUCAAUGGAAUCUGCUCAUGAGGCAACUAGCCAAGAGCUAGAACUUGAAUCUUUUCAAAAGCAAGUCGCUGAGCGUUUCAAUGAAUUAGCUUCUGUUGAUUCUGAUCAACUGCUUUCGAUCCCGUGGAUUCGAAAACUCUUGGAUGUAUUCCUCUGUUGCCAGGAACAAUUCAGGUCCAUUGUGUUUAAUAACACUGCUUACUUGAAUAAAGCUCCAAUGGACCGUUACAUUACUGAUUAUUUCGAUAGGAGUGUGAAGGGUUUGGAUGUAUGUAACGCGAUAAGGGACGGAAUUGAGCAGAUCAGGCAAUGGCAGAAGCAUAUGGAGAUUGUUUUGUGUGCAUUGGAGAAUCAGAGGAGUGUUGGUGAAGGUCAAUUUCGUCGCGCCAAAAAGGCGUUGGUCGAUUUGACUAUUGGUAUGCUAGACGAAAAGGAUUCUAAUCAAACUGUUAACCAUAGAAACAGAUCAUUCGGGCGAAACAAUACUCAGAAUGAUCAUAAGUCUAUGGGGCAUUUUAGGUCUUUAUCGUGGAGUGUAUCGAGGAAUUGGUCUGCUGCUAAGCAGCUCCAAGCAAUUGGUAAUAAUUUAGUUGCUCCGAGGAGUAAUGAAAUUGUUGCUAGUAAUGGAUUAUCUUUGGCUGUUUUUACAAUGAGUUAUGUGUUGUAUUUUGUAAUGUGGGCACUUGUGGCUGCAAUUCCUUGCCAAGACCGCGGCUUGCAAACACAUUUUUAUGUGACUAGGCAAUUCGUUUGGGCUGUUCCAAUUUUGUCUCUCCACGAGAGGAUUUUGGAGGAAUCGAAGAAGAGGGAUCGUAGAAAUGCUUGUGGAUUAUUGAAGGAGAUUCAGGAGAUUGAGAAAUGCGCGCACCAAAUGAACGAAUUGAUCGAUAAUGUUAACUUCCCAAUCACAGAGGAAAAAGAUGGAGAAGUAAAGGAAAGAGUUCAUGAACUUGGGCUUGUCUAUGAUGGUUUAAAGAGUGGAUUGGAUCCAUUGGAGCGCCAGGUUAGAGAAGUGUUUCAUAGGAUCGUUCGGAGCAGGACUGAAGGCCUUGACUCUAUUGCAAGAUGAAAUUGUGUAGCAGAAUUGGUUGAUGGUUGUCUUUUCAGAAGCAUAUAUUAUUAGAACAUGAGCAUAAUAUGAUAUAGAUUUUCCCCUUUUUUUCUUUUCUUUGGUUGACCCUUUUUUAGAUGAGAAGAGGAGGGAGAAUGGUUAAUGGUGCAAUGUACCAGAAAAAUAAGUAGUUUAAAGGUAAAAAUCAUGUAUUUUCACUUCAUAUUAUGUAAAGAAAUUAGGAAAAGAAAAGGUGGAUCUUUGGUCCAUUUUGGUGAUGUUCAUCUUGUUUGGGAUUGUAUAAUCACAUUUCUCAGUAAGUUUGUUCAGUUUUUCUUGUU
Nicotiana attenuata is the source of this 1961-nucleotide messenger RNA. RefSeq lists its product as uncharacterized. The coding region runs from base 484 to 1638 and encodes 384 amino acids. The record is from RefSeq and is a predicted model, not a curated record. The transcript has a single exon. Lineage: Eukaryota; Viridiplantae; Streptophyta; Magnoliopsida; Solanales; Solanaceae.